AUGACCGAUGAAUUUAAUGCUUUACGUGAAAAUCAAACUUGGACCUUGGUUCCUCAUUCCUCGCGUCAGAAUGCAGUUGGUUGCAUAUGGGUUUUCAAGAUUAAACGCUUAGCAGAUGGUUCUAUUGAACGUUACAAGGCUCGCUUAGUGGCUAAGGGUUUUCAUCAGCAACAUGGCCUUGAUUAUGAUGAGACAUUCAGCCCCAUGUGUGCAAAAACCCAACUCUUUGACCUGGAGGAGGAUCCCUUGUCUGAUGCUACCCAGUAUCAUCACCUGAUUGGUUUGCUACAAUACCUGACCCUGACUUGUUUAGACAUUGCGUUUGCGGUUCAUCAUGUUGCUCACUUCAUGAGUACCCCUCGAACCACACAUCUUGCUACUGUUAAGCGCAUUCUACGCUAUCUCAAAGGCACUUUAUAUAUUGGAUUAGUUUUUUGCCCUUCCUCUGGUCCUCUAGCUCUUCAUGCCUACUCUGAUGCUGACUGGGUUGAAUGUCCUGAUACUCGGCGAUCCACUUCAAGCUAUUGUAUCUUCUUAGGUCCAAACCUCAUCUCUUAG
Molecule: messenger RNA, 558 nt
Organism: Camellia sinensis
Lineage: Eukaryota; Viridiplantae; Streptophyta; Magnoliopsida; Ericales; Theaceae
Source: RefSeq, a predicted model, not a curated record